Molecule: messenger RNA, 1356 nt
Organism: Hibiscus syriacus
Lineage: Eukaryota; Viridiplantae; Streptophyta; Magnoliopsida; Malvales; Malvaceae
Product: ACT domain-containing protein ACR1-like
Exons: 7
Coding region: 1-1356 (451 amino acids)
Source: RefSeq, a predicted model, not a curated record
AUGGAGAUUCUUAACCAGCCUUAUGUUGACCCUGAGUUUGAAUCCCUUGUUGAACGAAUCAAUGAUCCAAGAGUUUGUAUCGAUAACGACACAUGUUCACACUGCACGGUUGUUAAGGUGGACAGUGCAAACAGGCAUGGGAUUUUGCUAGAAAUGGUCCAAGUUUUGACAGACCUUGACCUUGUUAUUUCCAAAUCUUACAUUUGCUCCGACGGUGUAUGGCUCAUGGAUGUGUUUCAUGUGAGGGACCAGCUUGGGAAGAAAAUCACUGACGAGACUCUCACGCUCUGUAUUCAACAGGAACUUUGUGAUACUAGGAGGAGAGGAGGGAUUCAAAAGGACUUACAAACAUGUCUGAAAAGGAACCAUGCCUCAAUGGAACAUACGGCCUUGGAGAUAACCGGGAGGGACCGACCUGGUCUCAUGUCAGAUAUAUCAGCAGCUCUAUACGAAUUGGAAUGCCAUAUUAUACCAGCUGUCGCAUGGACUCAUAAUGGUCGCAUGGCUUGUUUAAUUCAACUAGAAGAUGGAGUCGAAGGAGGGCCUAUUACGGUUCCGAAACGACUGGCUCAAGUACAGGAGAAGCUAGAGAGUGUAACGGAGGCUCAUCAUGAGAAUGUAGAUGAGAAGACCGUACGGUUAACUGGUCUGGCAACCGAUAGGAUACAUACGGAGCGAUGGCUCCACCAGCUAAUGUAUACGGACCGAGACUACAAGUCGUGUCGAGGAUGCACCGGCAACUGCAGGCACCAGAAUGAGUGCAACAAUACUCAUGUAACGGUCGGGACUUGCAGGGAAAAAGGGUACUCGGUGGUGAACGUGAGGAGCAGAGACAGGAACAAGUUAUUGUUCGAUACAGUUUGUGCCUUCACCGACAUGCAAUACGUUAUAUUCCAUGCAGCGGUAAGCUUAAACGACUCCAUGGCUAAUCAUGAAUAUUUCAUAAGAAGGCAGGACGGGUGCAGUUUGGUUUCAGAGAGUGAGAGUCGUAAACUCACACAAUGUUUGAUUACGGCCAUCAAACGAAGAGUUUCCCUUGGAUCAAGGGUGGAUAUAAGUAGUGAGAACAAUAUGGGAUUGCUGUGGAAGGUGACGAGGGUGUUCCGAGAGAAGGACCUAUCGAUUUCAAGAAUGGAAUUAGGAACACAUGGGGAGAAGGCAAGCGGAUGUUUCUAUGUGACCGAUGCAUCAGGGAAUGAUGCAGAUUCAGGCACGGUGGAAUCAGUGAAACAACAGAUUGGGGGAUCUGUUUUGGCCGUGCACAAGUCUUCAUGGAGUUCGAGUACGAGUGAAGUGGAGGACAGGAGAUGUACAUUUUCAUUAGGCAACCUGUUGUGGUCUCUCCUUAGUAUUUAA